GGGGAGCGGUUUGAAUCGGCGGCGGCGGCGGGCGCGGAGCGCGGCCGGGGGAACGGGGCGGCGCCGGGACACCGCGCAGGAAUGGCAAGGCAUAAGAAAUGCAAACGAAAACGAAGAGCCCGAGCAAGAUUUCGACUGGAAAAAAAGAGCAAUGCUGCAGCCCCCCAGGGCUCAGCUUGUCCCUCUCCAAGGUCACCAGCUCAUCUCCCUCUGAACACAUCACCAGUCCCGAGGGUCCCCCAUUGGCCUUUAGCCUUGCCCAGUGUAAAAAGUGUGGUCAAACCCUUGGCAACAGCAGCAUCAUUCCUGUAUUGGUGGUGCCAGAGCAGGGUUGCACAGAGCUUUCAGGUGGUUAAAGACACGGUAUUUCCAUCACAAGUCUACUUAAGGGAACUAGAUAUGCUCAAGGAGAAGCUGGAAAAGUUGGAAAGUGAAUUUUCCAAGCUACAAGGAGCACUCCAGAUGAAUGGAGUGGCAGCUUUGUCUUCAGAAAGUUCUCUUUGCCAGAGGUGUCACAAGCCAGUCCUGGCUGCUCCUGUGGGGACACAGAUGGAUCCUCCACCAUCAGCAUCCCUGCCUGUGUCCAUCCUUCCUCCUCCUCCUCCUCCUCCUCCUCCUCCCCCACCUCUGCCUCCACCAAAACUACCUCCAGCACCUUUCCUCCUCCAACGGGGCACAGCCUCUAAACUGGCACCACCAGUGAAAAAGGAUGGGCCCAUGCACAUCACCCUCAAAGACCUCCUGAAUGUUAAACUGAAGAAGACAAACUGCAACCUGAGAGUGGAGAAGGAACAAUCACCAGUGAAGCCACGCAGGGCAUUAAUCACAGUCACAGAUCUACAGAGUGUUAGUCUGAGACCUAAAUCCAAGCCAUCAGCUCAUGCUACAAAAUCUUUAAUUACCUCCCCCAAAAAUCAGAUUGAUCUUCGGAAACAUCUGAAGAAAGUCGAUAUACAAAGAAGUCCUGGUGGUACUCCUCUAAACAGUAAAGAAAACACUGAAUGUGGCUCUGGGCUGACACCAAUAAUGACACGAGCACUACGGCGCAAAUUUCAGAUGGCUCACCCCAAGAGUCCCUCACCUGCACGGUUGAGUGCUGCAAACAGCUUUGAUGAAAAGUGAAAAGGAAAGUAGGUUUAUGGAACAAAGUGUUUUCCAUUUGUGGUCUGGAAGCCACUUGAAUCCCAUUUUUAUCACACUCAGGCACAUGUAUUUGUAAGUGAAUGUAGUGCACAGGAAAACAGGGCAUUAUGAAACCCUGUAAAGCAGAUUGUGCUUUUUAUCUUUCUCUAAUGUCUCUCAAUUUGGUUGUAUCUUCGUCCAUAAUGGAAAAAAAAAAAAAAUAGGAAAUUUCCCAAGUCUUGACACCUGGGUGCUGCUGAAGCAGGGACUAUUAUAUUCCCAACACUGGUGCUGCUUGUUAUACAAAUAUGUAUGUGUUUGCUGAAAUUCAGUAUUUUUAUAUCUUUUAUAUCAUUAACAAAAAAAUAUCUUGACGGUAUUUAUACAGCUUCAAAGAAAAGCAACAGUUUAAGGCACUAAUGUUAUUAAAGUGGAAAGCUGCAAGCUUCAACAAACAGUUCAAUCUGUGGCUACAAAUGUAUGAGGCACUGUGUAUCACUGUGUAUCACUGCUGGCUGAUUAAAGGCAAUAAACUCAAAGCCUAUGUCCCACGGUCCGUGGGAGCCCCUUGUUGUAAAUGGAUAUGGAUUUGUUCGAUUUUUGUUCAAAUUAAUCAAACAACAAAGUUAAAUUUAGCAGUGUUUUAUUAAUAAUAGCAGCAAUUGUAUAUAAUUGAAUACAAUCAAAGUAUAUUAGUUACAUGUAUUUAGGUAAAUACAAAAUUUGGCAGUGGGUGAUUUAGUAUAAUUGAGGUUUGGUAUUAAAGCAUAAGCAAAACCCACCGGGUGAUACCCUGACCAGGGGUAUGGGCAGGACCCUUCCUCCCACACUGUACCAAAUCAGUCAAGCUAAAAUCUCACUUAUAUACUAUUUGCUAAUACAUAUUAAUACAAAUGCUGUUUGACCUUGCAGGUACCACAAGCACAUUAAGCUUAGGGUUAUAUGAUUAAGCCUAUGUUCCCAUAACAAGUCUUGUCCAAGUGUCCAGUGCCUGGAAUCAUCCCAAUUUGACCUAAUUCAAGGUUGAAAAGUUUUAUUUCUAGAUGCUGUUCUUAGACCUAUACCCUUAGUAUACUCCAAGCAUCUGGAGGAUGAUUCCAUCUGCUUUGUUUAACCAUUUCCUUUAUCCUUUUGCUUUAUAACAAUUAAAUACAAUUUUUCUAUUGAUUAUAAAGCAACAAUUUUGCUAUUAUAGUUAUAAUUUAAUUAGCACGAACCACAUCUAUAACACCCUCCCGCACCCGCGGGGCUCGGGGGCGAUGGGGACGGAGCCGCCCGUGGUUCUCGCUGUGCUUUCACGGCCGGCGCGGUCCGCGGGGCUCGGGGGCGAUGGGGACGGAGCCGCCCGUGGUUCUCGCCGUGCUGUCACAUCCAGCACGGUCCGUGGGGCUCGGGGCAGAUAGGGACGGAGCCGCCCGUGGUUCUCGCUGUGCUGUCACGGCCGGCGCGGUCCCGCCCGCUGCCCGCGCCCGUGUCCGCGCCCUCCGGGGCGGGGCUGCUCAUGCGCGGGGCCGUGGCCGGGGCUCCGCCGCUUCCGGCCGGGAGCGGG
Oenanthe melanoleuca is the source of this 2671-nucleotide messenger RNA. It is a transcript of the gene PRR11, whose product is annotated as proline rich 11. Gene Ontology annotation, cellular component: nucleus; cytoplasm. The record is from RefSeq and is a predicted model, not a curated record. The transcript has 10 exons. NCBI's taxonomy places the organism in Eukaryota, Metazoa, Chordata, Aves, Passeriformes, Muscicapidae. Bases 82 to 1122 code for a protein of 346 amino acids.